UUUAUUUUAUCAUUUCAUAACAAUGGCUGAAUACCUUGCGAGUAUUUACGGUACUGAAAAGGACAAAGUCAACUGUUCUUUUUAUUUCAAGAUUGGUGCUUGUCGACACGGUGAUCGUUGUUCCAGAAAACACGUUAAACCUACUUUCUCACAAACACUGUUGAUUGCCAACAUGUAUAAGAAUCCUGCUCAUGAUCCCAGCAACCACAUGAAUGAAAACCAACUUCAAAAUGACUUUGACUUGUUUUAUGAAGAUGUGUUUAUGGAACUUGCCAAGUUUGGCGAAGUGGAAGAAAUGGUGGUAUGUGAUAACGUAGGUGAUCACUUGGUCGGUAAUGUGUACUGUCAAUUCAGGCUAGAAGAAUCCGCUGGUAAUGCAGUGACUAGUCUGAAUAAUCGAUUUUAUGCAGGUCGUCCUAUAUAUGCCGAGUUAUCACCAGUGACUGAUUUUAGAGAAGCUUGUUGUCGACAACAUGAAAUUUCAGAAUGUAAUCGUGGUGGUUUCUGUAACUUUAUGCAUUUGAAACAUCCAUCGCGUCAAUUACGCCGAGAAUUAUAUGAAGGGCAGCGUUUAGAUACAAGAGAGAAACGCAGAGAAGAAAUGCGACGUGAAGAUGAAGAAAGAAGAAGAGAUAGAGAUCGUGAUAGAGAUAGAGGAGAAAGAGAAUACCCUGAUGAAAGAAUGGAUUAUUGAUGAUUAUUUUAUUUUAUUUCUUUUUUAGUUUUGAUAAGGAGAUUUGCCUACACAUUCUGCAACAGUAGCAAAUUUG
Molecule: messenger RNA, 770 nt
Organism: Gilbertella persicaria
Lineage: Eukaryota; Fungi; Mucoromycota; Mucoromycetes; Mucorales; Choanephoraceae
Exons: 4
Coding region: 23-694 (223 amino acids)
Biological process (GO): mRNA splicing, via spliceosome
Cellular component (GO): U2AF complex; spliceosomal complex
Molecular function (GO): pre-mRNA 3'-splice site binding; metal ion binding
Source: RefSeq, a predicted model, not a curated record